Molecule: messenger RNA, 1083 nt
Organism: Drosophila busckii
Lineage: Eukaryota; Metazoa; Arthropoda; Insecta; Diptera; Drosophilidae
Product: RNA exonuclease 4
Exons: 1
Coding region: 81-1010 (309 amino acids)
Biological process (GO): rRNA processing
Cellular component (GO): nucleus
Molecular function (GO): 3'-5' exonuclease activity; nucleic acid binding
Source: RefSeq, a predicted model, not a curated record
UUGGCGAAUUCGCAAUUUUCAAAUAGUGAUCAAUCGAUAAGAUAUGGCAUGUUAAUGUAUUCGUGACCAGUCACAGUUCAAUGACUAUCGCACUUGCGAACACAUUUUUCGGAGUCGUUUCGCAGAAAGUAAAUAAAAACAAAUUAACAAAAAAGCGCCAAAAAGGAGCAUUAUAUUUUGUAAAACGUGUCAAUGCAGCUGCAAUGGCGACAGCAGAACAUGCCAAAUCAAACAAUGUAAGCCCUUCACCUAAAAUAAAAACAAAAAACACGGAAGCAAAUUCGCCAAGACAGCGCAGACUACAAACAUCGAUGGAACGCUUACAGGUGCAACAGCCAAAUGUAAGUAGACGUUCAGCUGGCACCAAUUGGCAGGCAGCCAUGGGUAAGGGCAGCGAGAAUGAAGAGCAACCAAGUAGUGCAGCCGAAGAGUCCAAAGAACCGCUGACCAAAUCGGCACGCAUGCGCCUGAAACGCAAGGCACAAAACAAUCGCUUUCUGGCAAUGGAUUGUGAAAUGGUGGGCAUAGGUCCUAGUGGUGUCGACGAUAUGUUGGCGCGCGUGUCUGUUGUGAACAGAGUGGGAGAAGUUUUGCUGGAUAAACAUGUUAAGCCACAGGAAGCUGUAACUGAUUACCGCACCAGCGUCUCGGGCAUACGUCCCAGCGAUAUAGCGAAGGGCGAGGACUUUCAAAAGGUGCAAGCUGAGGUGGUCAAGCUAUUACAGGGUAAAAUUUUAGUAGGCCAUGCGCUACGCAAUGAUCUCGCCGUGCUCAAAAUCAAGCAUCCCAUGACACACAUGCGGGACACCUCUCGCUACAAGCCACUUUGCCGAAUUGUCUCCAAUGGCCAUACUCCUAGCCUCAAGCGUCUCACAUUGGCGGUGUUGGGGAUGGAAAUCCAAACCGGCGAGCACGACUCUGUGGAAGAUGCUCGCGCUGCCAUGGGGAUCUACAAUCGCAUAGCCACCGACUGGGAAAAGUACGUGGAAAAGCGGCAGCGCCAAAUGUAAUCUUCGCAGCCUUACACAUAAGCUUAUAUCAAUCAUAUGUAUAUUAAAAAGAUAAUCUGUUGAGUUAAUGUAA